AUGACUACACACACCGAAACCACCACCGCCAACAACCUCGGUGCGCUGUCCGCCGAGGGCGACACCACCCCUCCGGGCUUCGUUCCAGGAGGUUUCUCGCGCAGUCCUCACCAGAAAGAACCUCUGACCGUCGCAAGAAUGCCCCGCUUCUCAACCUUGGAGGAUGAACGAAAUUUCCGCAAGCUGCACCAUGCCGCUGCGCUCCGCUGGUUGGGCAAAGAGGGCUAUAACAACGAGGGCGCGGGCGGUCAUGUUACCGUCCGCGAUCCCAUCCUGACCGAUCACUUUUGGAUCAAUCCAUACGCAAAGAGCUUCUCCCGUAUGAAGCCAGAGGACCUGUGUCUGGUAAAUGACCAGGGGGUCGUCGUGCAGGGAGGCAACAUGCAUCACAUCAAUCCAGCCGGAUUCGUCAUCCACUCUGCUGUUCACAGAGCACGGCCGGAUGUUCAGGCAGCGGUGCAUUGCCAUUCGGUUCCCAGCAAAGCAUACGCCGCGUUUGGGAAGAAGCUGGACAUGAUUUCCCAGGAUCAUUGUCGCUUUUACAACGCUCAUGGCGUUUAUGAGGGCUUUGGCGGGAGCGCUCUGGAUCCGCAAGAAGGGAUCAACAUUGCCAAAGCCCUGGGUAAUGGGAAAGCAGUGAUCCUGCAGAACCACGGGCUGCUCGCGGUUUCCAAGACCGUGGAUGGCGCGGCCUUCAAUUUCGGAGCGUUUGACCGAUGUGUCCAGGCGUCGCUUCUCGCAGAAGCUGCCGGCAAGAACAGGGGCUGGGACACUAUCAAGGUCCCCCAUGAGGCAGCGGAGUUCACCCGCAAGGUGUAUACCGACGAAAUGGAAUACAUCACCUUUCAAUCUGCAUUUGAGGAUGUGGUGUAUGAGUCCAAUGGUGAAUUGACUCUGUUGUCGGGUGGCGAGAAGUGGCCUGAAGAUCAUUAA
This is a messenger RNA of Penicillium riverlandense, 933 nucleotides long. RefSeq lists its product as uncharacterized. Lineage: Eukaryota; Fungi; Ascomycota; Eurotiomycetes; Eurotiales; Aspergillaceae. Bases 1 to 933 code for a protein of 310 amino acids. Gene Ontology annotation, molecular function: actin filament binding. The transcript has 3 exons. The record is from RefSeq and is a predicted model, not a curated record. Gene Ontology annotation, cellular component: cytoskeleton.